Epinephelus fuscoguttatus (brown-marbled grouper) is the source of this 1441-nucleotide messenger RNA. RefSeq lists its product as uncharacterized. The record is from RefSeq and is a predicted model, not a curated record. NCBI's taxonomy places the organism in Eukaryota, Metazoa, Chordata, Actinopteri, Perciformes, Serranidae. Bases 183 to 1031 code for a protein of 282 amino acids. The transcript is spliced from 7 exons.
GACAUUAGCAGGUUUUUUUCAAACAGCAAAACUAAAAAUCACAGUUUUGACACUUUAUUAUUGCAAAAGGCAUCUGAUCUGCAUUUGUGUCUGCAUGAAAAAAGGUUACGUAACUCAAUUGUCAGUCGGCCUGAGAGACUCCUGCGGCAAAUCGAAAGUUAGAGACACAGAAGAGAGGAGCCAUGGAGAUGGAAGAGAUCACCAAAGAAGAGGAAAGACCCGAAGAAGGUGAAAGAAAGAAAGAAGAAGCAAUAAAGAAAGAUGAAAUAAAGAAAGAAGAUGAAGGAGCAACAGAGGUGACACCAGAGGACAAAACUAAAGAGGAAGCAGAACCAGACUACUACUCAAAACUACAAAAUCCAUCUGAAAACAUCUACUCAGAGGCUUUUUAUGUCGGAGCUCCGGCUAAAACAAACGCAGGCAAAGAGACUGCCGGAAACACACGUUGGUACCGUGUCGUGUGUGUGCUCCUCGCCAUACUCUGCCUGAUCCUGCUGGUGAUCGUCAUUACCCUCAGUCUGAAACUCCAAUCUGGCACCACAGACUGCCCCGAGAGAGUGGAAACUGUAGAAGUAAACAGGGCACUUCCUCCGCUUGAGCCUACGUGCAGCCAGGAGAAGUGCCAGGCUCUCUUCCCCAGGAUGCAACCCCAACAUCUCGGCUGUCGGCAGUGCGCUGAUGGAUGGCUGACUUUUGGCUCGUCGUGCUUUUACCUGUCCACCUACAGGCUGAACUGGGACGAGAGCCAGAAGAACUGCAGCGCCAGAGGAGGAGCUCUGGCUGUUGUUAACAGCUGGCGUGUUCAGGACUAUCUCACUACGAAAGGAAACAUGAAUUACUGGAUCGGGCUGAAAUACCAUGGGGCCGAAUGGAGCUGGGUCAACAAUGCUGCGCUGACAAAGAGCUAUUGGGCAGACUUCACAUCAGAGGGGGAUUGUGGGAUCCUCAGCACUGACAAGCCACGUGCGAAGAACUGGAUCAAAGCUUCCUGUGGAGCUGCCACCUACUUCAUCUGUCAGCUGCAGCUCUGACAACGUCAGUCUGUCUUCUAACAGAAUAAUGAGCAAACCAAUUUUCGAUCAACCAGCAUCAACUCCUCCAUAACAUUCUGAAUAUUGUAUCUUUCCACUUUACACUUAAACCAGUACUAACCAGCAAGGAAAUGUAAUGAAGCAUUUAGAUGAUAGUUUUUUAUGUGAAGAGAUGCUUAGUCAGAUUUUAUUAUAUAUUAUAUUUUCUUGUAGCAUUGUGUUGCCUUAUUCUAGCAUGUCAGCCCUGCUUAUAAACACUUACUAUGUAAGCACUAUCCAGUGAACUUCACUCUUUCAUAUGUCUUGUACUGCUGUCUGACUUUUCUCCCACAAAUAGGGGUCAGUAGGUUUGUUUCAGCAUGGUUUUAUUCUCAUAUAAAUCUGUUUAUUAAACUACAUAAGAAGUUAAA